CAAUCCUGAUAAAUAACUGAGCUCCAACCCAAAACUGGGAAAACCGAGUUUUCUGUGCUAACAGCACGCUUCGUUAAAAAAAGAAAAAAAAAACAUGGAGCAAGCUUCCACCAUUGAUCAAAACGAACAACAACAUGAAGACAGCGACUCAACGUAUGCCGACUUUCUUAACGCAGUAAGGAACGGGACUGAAGUGCAAGUGAGACAUUUUUUGUCACAACUAAAAAGUACAAACACCACCGUUAGAGAAAUAAACGAAAAUGGAGAGGAAGAUGUGGGUGAGAGACCAUCUUACAGACAGAAGCUUCUUAAUGCUCUCGCAGAAAAAAACACUGGUGAGGUAUGGAGCCUUAUCGCAGAAGGUAAUGAAGAAGAGAUAAAGACUCUAGAAACGCUUAACAGUAUCUGCGAAACUGUUGCGGAACACGAGCGUCUGAGGGAAGCUGGUCUUUUCAGCUGCAAGCUGGGCAAACUUCAGAGCCAAAUAAGAUGCAACGGUCCAUGUGGAUGUGGCCGAAGCGGACGUGAACGGGAAGGAGAGAAUUACCAAACACAACUGGAACGCGAAGAGGAACAACAGUGGAUAGACAUACUUUCCGAUCCACUGUAUAUCUGCUUGAAUUGGUUAUGGACGACCAACCCAAACGGUGGAUCACCGACCUCUCCUAAUCAACAUGGAACAAAGAGGGAAGACGUCAUUGAAGGUGCACUGCACGAUGCUAAUCUCUUGGAGAAAAUUGCUCUGUACGAGCAUCAUUACAGCCGAUACGAGUACACGAGGCGAGCAGAAGCAUAUGAAAAAUUUGCCAUUGAUGUUGUUGAAGGAAGUACUUGGGACCAACUCCUUCAGAUAAUGGAUGACAAGGGAACUGGAUGUCUUUUAACGAAAAAGCCAAGUGAUUUUAACCAGAGUCUGAGUCUACUCAAGACUGCUGCUGAUAAAGAAAGAAAGCUGGUAUGUAUGGCUUUAUUACUUAUAUGCCCUUCCAAAAUUCAACGUUCGUUUGCGUUUCUUAGUUUUCAUUUGACUUUUGUUGUCGCAGAUUCCCAGGACAGUUUCAGUAGACAACUUUGGAGUUUAGAAAUGUUAUUUCUGGUUUUCAGAUGACGACGUCAUCAAAAUUCAUAACUAAAGAAUUAUAGGUCCUCUUUCAUGAAGCAAUUAGAGCAGUUGAAAACUAAUAUUUAUACAAAUUUGCGCUUUGAAAGGACUCUUUGUUUUGUUAUAGAGUGCGUUUGCAUAAUUCCUAAGCAUGACGCAGGGUGUAUGUAAUCAUACAUAACAAAAACGGCUAACUUUUUUGUUUUGUCUAUAGGCUGAGUAUUGCAUAUUUAGCCGUUGUCUAAACACCGACUCGGUACUCUUUACAUGACAGCCGAAGGAGCUGUCAUGUAGAUUAAAAAAGUGACUUGUUUCAGUUCUUGUAUUAGAAAACUAUUACUUUAAUGUUUGUGAGUUCCUCGAGAAAUGAAUAGACCUAUUGGCUAUUAAACUCAAUGUUGUACCCAAUUCAAAUCUCUCGUGAUUAAAGUUCUUUGUGUCUUGUAUUUGGGUUAUGAUGUGGCAUUCUCAUUUAAAUGAUAUGAAAAUUCCUGAAACAAGACGUUUUAUUCCCAAAGGGUCUGAAUUGGGUACAACACUGAGUUAGCCGAAUAGGUCUAUUCACGCUUUCGUAACAAAUCUCAGUAACAGAUGUUUCUGUUGGUUUGCCGUUUCUGCAUUGGUGCCCAUGCGGUUCGGCACACGACGUCUCCAUACAAGUCUCCAUAAAUUUGGGUAAGACAUUUCGCAGGAUAUCUCGCAUAUUAAAAACUGCUCUGACCUUAAUGUUUGCGAGGGUCUUUGCAUGCAUAUUUACCUUCUUUCAUUUCUCAUAUUCUGGACUUAAUCUCAAUAGGCCAUUUUACAGUUAUGGAUGGAAGCGAGGCUGAGGGUGACCUUGUUUUGAUACAAACCUUCUUUGCUUUGUUAUGGAAAUUGUUCUUGAAAAAUACUGGUUAGCAUGUAGCCUGCGUAGCUGGCGGUAUUGUGUGGGUGCGAGAUUAACGUUUUGGCGGCGGAGCCGUGUUCCAAAAAAAAGGAGUAGGGACGAGGCGGUUGAAAUACCGCCUGCCAGAAAACCCCGGUAUUUUGAAUGGUUCGCACACCAGUGUGCGGGGAAACGGAUUGGUCGACGGCCAUACAUAUGUCAAUCAUGUUAGAUGAGCCUUCGCGUAUAUUUCCCAAUUUAGGGAGCAGAUGGUGAUUGUGUUUUCCGCUUUAGAAAGAGCAUAAUUGAUGACCAAAUUCCCGAAAUGGCGUCUUUAAAAUUCACAGCGCUGGAAUUGUCUUAAUUUAGCCGUAAAAAACAAAGGUCAAAGAAAAUUAAAACAUUUUACAACUGCAUCUGAGAUCAAAUCCUAUCAGGAACACCUACAGAAGAAUAAACCACCGGAAAUGGUUACUCAGUAUGCAUGUAACAAACCAGCUUCAUUACCUUUUAAUGUUAAGCCUAGUGUUGCAAAAAAAGAUUAUAUGCCACAAAAACAUGAAAUCUAUGGGAUUUUUUUACAGUUUUUCGAAAGUUUUGCGGAAAACUUUAUGAAAAAUAUUCUACAAGAAAUGAACCUAGAAUGGAUUUAGUUUGAGACAGCAACAAUUACAAGUGAUUAUGUACUACAUAAGCACUUGAGCAUUUCAUAAGCUCAGUUGCAGGCAAAACGAAUGCACAUACCCCGCAAAAACGAACAAUACUUUUAUUUUUCUAAAAGAUACAGAGAUUGUUCCCAAGCUACUAUUUUGAAGCGACUCUUGAGUAACAGCUCCUGUGUUCCACAAUCGAUUUCUUGUUAUUUAUCUAUAUUUGAUGACAGGAGUGAUCCAUUCAAAACAGAGAAUGACCAUCACUCCAUAAAUCAAACUGACGAUGUUGUUCACUUUCAAAGCCUGUUUAAACAUAAGACAAGACGUUUGUUAAAGGGGUGCAUAUAAUGCUGUUUCCUCAAAAAAUAAAUGCUACUGCUAGAGGACCCAAAUGAGCUGGGAUGCGACAACAAACAUUACACAAAUGGAUGGAGUGAAUUUGUCUGUUAUUAAUGUUUCUGUUGGCAGUUUUUUACUGUACCCAGAUGAACCCCUUAUGUAAGUUGUACAUCAUGGAAGAAUUAUAUAGCAUAAACUGAUGCAUUAAACAAGAAUGUGGUUCAAUACAGAGGAGAAGCUGUUCUCAUUCAACAUCAUUUGUGAAUAAAAUGUCUCACAAAUUAGCAUAUCAACAAAUGUAGUAUCCACAAAUGGUAUCAUUUACGAAUAAGUGCAAUUUUUUUGCAACAGAAGCCAGGAUUUAUUUAAAAGGUGUAUUGAUAACGUUUCAUUUCGUGCUAUUUUGGGGUUGGGGAGUUAGGCUAGAUUUUCUUUACAACGCCAAAGUGUUAUAUCUAUUUGCAUAAUAAAAUGUAUACAAACAGUGUACCAUCAAAAUAAGGUGGAAAAAGUCAGAAUUCAAACCGAUUGCUGUAAUUUUUUUCCUUUGUAUAACUAAAUGAUAGAAUAUUCUUAUUUUCAAAACACAACCUUACUGGCAUCAUUAUAUUGAUUUAAAUUUGUAGUUGAAGUGCGUGUAUUUUAUUUCUCAACGAAGACGUACCGGUGAAAAAAGCUAAAAUUACUACAGAAGGCGAUUUUUCACAGCCUUCAUCAAAGCGCCAUUUAUUCGGGGAAGUAUUCUUAGUUUCAUCAGUCAUUAACUUAAUUUGGGGAGAAAGGCAAGAUUUCGAGAUAAACAAGCCAGCGAAAGGGUGAAAAACAGUUUCACGGCAGAAUGGACACUUAAUUAACCACUGUAUUCCUGAAACGAUAAAGUUCGAUUUUAAAUUUACACUAUUGAGAAGAAUUAAGUGUCUGUAGGAUAAUUGUUUAACGAAAAAUUAGCAUACUGACCUUUUCCUCCUGCUCAAAAAAUGUGCACGAAAUGUUAGGUCGUAAGAACAUUCAGCCGCCAGCUUGUCUUCGAUGCACUGUUUUACGAAAGGAAAGACUGUCCUCUCAAGGGCGACAGCGAGGCUACAAUAAACUCACUUUCAUCCUAGAAAUACCACGAUACCAUGUUUGUGGAACGUAGCACCCAAUACACGUCAUUCAGCUCCAGAAAACAGCCUGCAAAUGCUGGUACUGAACGCAAACAAUUCACAUAAAAUGCCUCUGUGGCACUUCAACAGCCCAUAUUGACGCAUGCGCAUACAAAAUGCCCUCCUGUUUUGUCGCAGAUUCCUCGGACAGUUUAACAAGCUAGACAAGUUUGGAGUUUACAAAUGCGAUAGCCUGCGUAUAGCUGUUGUUUUUUUGAUGUGUUUUUCGUUUAAGGUUCGCAUUUAUACGGCCGCGUGCGAGGUCCGAGAUAAAGCGACGGGGGAGGAUAGCGAGGGAGCUGAGGGAGAGAGAGAGAAAGUUUGGCUUACCCGUAAUAAUUUACUUGUGGUCCUAAGUCCUUAUGAGUAGUUUUGGAAGCGAUUUCAAUCAGAUCAAUGACAGACAAGUAUUAUGACUUACCAGGGUGAUUAAAAUAAUUAAGCAAAACCUCGCCCAAUUCCACUGUUUGAAAAGCAAGCCUUCGUCCUGAAUAUCCGCGUACAUUAGAGCGGGUGUCCGGCCAAUUAAACGAUGAACUAGCGUUGAAUGGAUAGCGGACGUCGCGUUGUAAAAAGAGCCUACAAUUGCAAGAGAACUUUCCCCGCUAUUACAAGAGCGUCAGCUACAUGAUGUAUAUCAGUGAACUAGGAGACCUAGGCGAUAAAAAGAUCAAGCCCUCACACUAUUAUUGCUAACUCUCUCAUAGUAAUCGUCUGAUUGAGUUUGCAAACAUCGAGAAGACUACACUUGAGUGAUCGACUGCACUGAGUAAAACCUCAUUACGCUGCCAUGACAACUCGAUUUCAACAAAUUCUUUGUCAAAUUUUUAUUUCUAUCAUUGUGCCACUUUGGAAGCCUUUCAUAAUGAUGAAUUUAAGGAAUAAUGAGGCAACAGCAACAACUAGACAAAACAGUUUCAGGGAAUUAACAUAAACAGUUCUAGCAAUUAUGAAACAAAUAGUGUUAAUUAAAUCGUUGAACAUUAUUUAAAUAGCAUUUUUUACCUUUCUAUAUUUUGUUUUCUUUAUUCAGACCACGUGAUUUUCUCCAGGAAAUUUGCCUUUUGUCUUCUUCUUUUGUCAUGAAAUAUGCAUAAAUAUGCUCGUGAAUGCACGUCCCUAGGACGACAUUUGAAAAAAACAGUUCCUUGGGUAGUCUGAAAUGUCAUACGUCUCUCCCUCCCUAACCCAUGGAUGGAUCUUUUUCCCCCCGCAUCCCCCACGGGUUAGGGGUUGGAGACGUAUGACAUUUCAGAUUAUUCUCUAGGGCACCAUCACGUGCUCUGAAUUGAGAUACAAAACAUUCAAGCUAAAUAUAUCUAUUGCCUUUCUAUUCUCAGUUUGUGGCGAGUCCCAAAUGUCAGCGAAUCCUUGAUGAGAUCAUUUACUAUCAAUGGCCACAUUGGCAGGAUGUGGGGAGAGUAACCAAAUUUGCAUGGUCCAUUGUUCAACUCCUCAUGGUCGCUAUCUCAUGUUUUGUUUACAUUCCACUUCGACUUCUGCGAAAGUCUCCUUGUUUUGACGAAGGUGACGGGUGCUGGUGGAACUUCAGGGAGAUCUACGAGCAUCCCUUCUCCAAGUUUGUCAACCACAGUACUUGGUACAUGGUUUUCCUGGUGUUUGUAAUUCUGAACUCGAUGCAACAAUCCUUUGCAAUAAGGUUGAUGGGUCUUGAGUGGAUGGGUAUGUCACUUUAUUUUUAUUUUUUGAUAGGUGAUGCUUAAGGUGUAAGGAAUAUUUAUUUUUUUUAUUUCGUUAUGCCACGAAGGCUACCUAUCUUAACCUCCAUAUCGGUAAACUAUUAAUUGCCUGGUUUAGUCCUCCUACUAGUCCGUGUUCACCCCUGUCUUAUAUGCAAAUCAAGUCCCGUUUUGCCUCCAGUGUUAACCUCAUUUUGCAUCUAAUUAUCCUACAUUACGGCCGUUUAUACGAGAGAAAAUAAGCCGCGGCUUACAUAAAAUGCGAAAGGAACCAUUUAUACGAGUACGGCUUAUAUUAGGCCCCGUCCACACGUAUCCGGAGAUUUUUGUAUCCGCAAAUUUUUUUAUGCGGAUACACCUAGCGUCCACACGUGUCCGCCGUAUACGCUCGGUGUAUCCGGAGAUUUCUGUAUACGCUCUCCACAUUGGACAUUUCUGUAUACGCUGUGUAUCCGGAUACGUGUGGACGCUCGUAUCCGUAUAUUUUUGUAUACGCUCAGCUCAGGCUCAGCUUUGUUUGUAAUGCGCAUGCUCUGUUGACUAAUCCUUUGAGAUGUCCGGAUACGAAUCGGAUACGUAUGGACGGUCGUAUACGAUUCGUAUACGCUACGUGUGGACGCAGAUAUUUUUAUAUCCGCAUAAAAAAAUUUGCGGAUAAAAAAUCUUCGGAUACGUGUGGAUGGGGCCUUAGACGCGAACGGCUCGUGAAAAUGGUUCACGGCUUAGUUCGCGGCCAGGUUGUACUUUUAAUAACCGUAGAUUUAAAAUCAAAAUCGGAGAACUUACGCUUGCCGAGGUAACGCAGACAGCGAGCUGCCCCGCAAUCUCAAGCUCGCUGCAUAUUAGCAGGCUUUGUUUUUCUUCCGGGGCACUCCACACAUUUCUUUUUUUACAUGAAUCUCUGUCCGCCAUUUUCCACUUUUAUUUGUACAUGUAAACAAAACUCAUUUUCCCACCACUGCAACGCGCGUCUCUCGGCCGUGAAGGUCUGGGAUAUAAUUGAAAACAGAGCGUGCGCAGCAGUCGUUCAAGGCUUCAGCAAGCCGCGGCUUGGAUAAGCCCAUACCAAAACCCCUCGGCCAGUAUAAGCCGCGGCUUACGGGCUGUUCGCAGCUUAUUUUCUCUCAUAUAAACGGCCCUUUGAGACCCGACACUACACACGCCAUCAAAAAUAAUAAACGAAACCAUUCAAGAGAUUAAGACCAGAAUCUGGCGAGGGAAAAAAUUUAUGUGCGAAUAGGAUUCAGUUCUUUUUUUUACUUUGAUUUGUCUGUGAAAUACUCCGAGAAAUGUUUUACCCAAUAUCCCAAUUCAAAUGAACUUUCUAUGGAGACGCCAUGUUGACACCAGCCGGAUAACAGCGGAAAAAUCUUUCUCGCUACUCGAGAAACUCAUAAAGAUUAAAGUGAUUCUUAUUCUAACACAAUCUAGGACAGUUCGGAGAGUAGACUGAUCCCAGAAAGUAUAAUAUAUAGAUUUAGCCAGGGCUAAAAGCGAAGCUCUUGUUAAUAAAACUUGUAAACAAAAAAAAUCAAAUCGUCUAAUGCUAAACGGGGAGGCCAAUGGAAAUGGCAUCAAUAGAUCUAAUUAGCAAAAAAACAAAUUGCACGUGCAGCACACUUUUUUUUCUAAUUAGCAAAACAACAAAAUUUGCACGUGCAGCACGCUUUUCGUCAGCUUUGCCGUUGUUUUGCACAACUACAACGCUGUUUUGUAGGACUAAACGUCAAACUUCCUAGUUGCACAUUAUUUUUAUGGAGGAAUUCUUACCCAAUAUUUUGUCUCCUGUGUUGAUGUUCGCUUUUAUUUUUCACUGCCGCUCAGUUUCACCUUGCUGGCCGCUGGCAUUUCUCAUUGUCUCACAGCCGCUUUGAAUUUUCAUGUUUUUCUUCGUACAAAAUUCUUCUCUUUUGUUCUCAGAAACUAGCUCUAGCUCAGUUUCUCUGUUAUCCACGUGAGUGUAAACAUCAAAAAUAACGUUGAAAAAGACACGACUUUGUUGUUGUUUUUUCUUUCUAAAAGUCCGGGCGGCCAUGCGAUUUCUUUCCAAUAAAACCUUGAGUUGCAUUUGGGUUGCCAUACCUGUUAACUGAAUUAUUUUACAUUGGUAUGUCUGUGGUGCGGACGGACGGUCGGGCGGGCAGGCGGGCGGUCGGUGUACGGUCACGUGAUUACCAAAUUUUCUCGGAUGGGUAGUUUACCACAUUUUUUUACCCAUGGUGCUCCGCUGCGCGCUUCGCGCGCGAGAGCUCCGCUAUAAGUCACUUUUCUCUCUGCCUCCAUUUAGAUGCUGCGUCACGCAAAGUGUGCUCUAUCUCAAAACAGAAAACCUUUUCGAACUACGAAUUUGUUGAAAUUGAAGUGUCUGGGGGCUCUAAGUCCUCAUGAACUGAAAGUAGAAAUUUAGAAAAAAUUCAUAAGUCUGAGGUUUGAUGACAUCACGUGAAAACCAGCAAUAUGUAGGACCUCUACCCAACAAUGCAGCGUUUGACCAUUGUCACAUAGACCAUAAUGCACCUGGUUUACCCCCUAAAACUUUGCAUAACCAUUGUUUUCAAUUUCUCCUGGGUUUCACGGUCGUCCCAAGAAAAUUCUAAGACAAUGGUUAUGUAAAAUUUUGAGGGGUAAACUAGUUGAAUUAUGGUCCAUGUGGAAAUGGUGAAAAUAAGGUUUGCAGGGCACUCCUCUCGAAAUUUGUGGCAAACCUGUGCAGUAGGAAAAUCCUAUUGUUAGCUAAACAGUUUUUCAUUUUCCUUUGUAUUUUGUCAAGAGAGAAUGAGCUAAGGGAUCGAGCCCCAUACACAACCCUCUUCCCACGAAAAAUAUUUUACGUAAAUCUAUUCUUGGUUCUGCGUCAUACUGCUUGGUUAUUUUAAGGACGCCACCUUAUUGGUUGGUUAGAGUGGCGUCAUGUAAUUCUAAACUUGGUGGGAAAUUCCUUUCACUGCCGAUCACUCACAGCAAGCGAUAUGACGUGCAAACUUUCGUCGACGAGUCAAAAGAUUUCUACUGAGAAAUAACUGGCCAAAGUAGCUGCCAACGAGCAAGACAAUCCUGGCUUGCGGGAGUUCAGCGGAGAAAGCGGUUCCAACUCGAUUAAAAUUGGUUAUUGUGAUCUUCGCUACAUCAGUAUAUAAACAGCCGACAAACUUUUGUAAAUGACACUUUUAAUUGAAGGCAAGGCUGAUCGGACAGCUAAGGGUUACAAAUUUAUUUGCCCAAUAUUUUUGCUAGACAAAACUAGUCUUCAUCAGCGGCUAUUAUAAAACAUAGGCACGUUAAACGUGCAUGAGCUAUUUUGAAUGAUUCAGUGUAACUUUAAUGCUUCAGUAUAACCUUACCAAGAGUGAUGAAUCUACCUUUUUCGUCCUAAAUGUGGACUGGGUUUUUGUGCGAAAUUGGAUAUUGCGGUACAUAAAAGAAAACGCGAAACGCUCAGCUGAGUCGAUCCUUAUGCUAUAUAUUCACUUUUCUCUGUCUUUCCCUGUUACAUCUGGUGCAAGUUUAACAAAUUGUUAAAGUAAAAUAAAUAUCUACCCACCAAACGUUGAUUAGAAGGAAAACUCUAAGGUUUCCUCGCAGUUUCUUAAGCCAAAAUGUGACUCGUGCAUCGUAUACCGAAUAGUAACGAAAUACCAGGAUUUUUAUCCUUGUGGGAGAUGGUUGCAUCAUCAUAAUUCACGAGGUUUUCACGUGCAAUUCUACUCGGUGAAACAGUCUUUAAGUCCGAUAACCUAUUUCUCCAUGUUUUAAAAGCUAUUACUUCUUAAAAGACAAGAGCCUUUUUUAAGGCAUUGGUUACAAAACGAAACAGGUCUUCAUAUGUUCAAGUCACUAUUAUUAUUGUGAAAAACCAAUCUGCAUGAGAUGCACAGUCACACAGCUGGCACCUGAAAUUGUUGGACUUUGCCCCCUUUCGUGGUUCGUGCGCACACCGCUCGCUAUAAAGAAUUGACCGAAACUGGAAACCGCGCAUCAAAAGUCUAAGGCAUCCAACCUGAUUUGUGUUCGCACAACGAAAUAUUCAUCGCAAGUAUUAGACGUUAAGAAGAGGAAAUUGAGUUUGAAACUCUCAAGAAAAAAGCAAAUGCGCUGUUUCCGAACGAGAAAAAUUCCUGGAAAAAGAAAAAAAAUACCUCGCACAUUUGUAUAAACAAUUGAAGCCAGCCGCUUAUUUAAGGUUUCGUAUUUCGCGCGCGAUAACUUUUGCCUUUGGCUUUCACGGUGUGUCAGUAUUAAAUAUCCGUUAGUUUAAAUGAGGCUAUCAGCAGUAAGAAAAUCUCGAUCUUUAAUCUAAAAGUGAAAUUUUGACUCCAAUGCUGUAAUCCGUCUUAAAGGAAAUUUAUUCUUCAAUUAUGAGGGGAACGAGUUGAUCAAAAAACAUGUCAACAACUUAAACCUUUAGCGUGCUAAUUACUAUAACGGCAGUUAAACUUCAAAUGUUUGGAGGCGAAACAUGUCACGUUCACGUCAGAAAGGAGACCACGCGGGUUACGGAAACAACAAACAAAAAUAACCUUGACAUCGCAAGCGCGAACUUCAAACAGAUGUCAAAUAAUUAUUAUGGGGCACUGGAACUCGCUCUCUUAGCUCGUUCUCUCUUGAUGUUGUAUAAAAGGCUUGGGAGACGCAUUUACGUACAUUUGUUUGUACGAAGCUGUGUUUUUCAUAUUUAGGAGUAGUUUCUGCACUAACACUGAGUUCCAUAGAAACUAAGGACGCCUAACUGGCAAUACUGAAAAAAAAAAAAAAUGAACAUGACGGCCGUGAAACAGCCUCUUUAAAGAUAUCAUCUUCUUUGAACAGUUAAGAAUGUAGGAUAUGUAAAUAUUUAGGUCUACCGUCCCCACCCCCCAUGUUUGUAUAAUCGAGCAUGCGCUGUGACUGGUAUGAUGAUUAGAAUACACAUGUGUGCACGGUUAGCAAUGGUGUGUGUUAGUGGUUAAAUCUGAAUCAAUUCUUGGUUAAAUACGUAAAGACACUACACUUAGUCCACUGUAUGUUCCCUACCAAACCUGCCUAUUCAGCGGAAAAAGCUUAGAAUUUACAUGAAUCAAACUAAUCCCGAUCAGUCAUUAUGAAUUUCUCGUUUCUUUUCAGAUUACGUGACAUUUUUCUUUGCCUUGGGUUUUCUGAUGCAGGAAUUCUUAGAGGCAAAAAGACAGGGAUCCUAUGUUUAUAUGUCAAAAUGGUGGAAUAUUGUGGACAUGAUUAUCAUCUUUACCUUUCUUGUGAGUUAUAUAAUGUGGUUGAUCUCUUGGGGGCGUUUUGGAAAAUGGGAUCCACGGAAAGAAGUUUUUGUAAUAGCCGAUGUGUUGUAUGCAAGUGCCACGGUGGUGGCCUUCUUUCACUUAACGCACAUUUUCCAGGUAAGUUAACAAAUUGAAAGAGGCUAAUUGUUGCGAACAUUUUGCUGUUUUGGGUCAAGUUCUGUGCUGAAGUCAUUACUUAGCGCUCUACCCUUAUAAAAAAUGCUCCCGUAGAGCUAUGUAGUAGAUUUCAAACAAAUGUCAUCAACGAGCACUAACCAAAAUAUUUUUUGGUGAUUUUGCAGAUAUAGCAUUAAACCUUGAAAAAAAUGGCCAACUUUUUCAAGUUUAAAUCCAUGUCCAUCCUUGCCAUCCGUUGAUACAGACGACAUGAAAUAGUUUCAGUACCUAAAUAUAGUCUUGAAUGAAAAACCUGGACCAUUACUUUUGGAAUACAAUUGGCUUUUUAAGAAGAUAGCAAGUAGCAUGACAUAGCCCUUUAAAUCCAAGAAAAGACCAUAAAAGCGAUGUUAUCUGCUGACAAAUCCUAGCAUGUAGCAUAUUAAGUUGAUAGCCAAUGUUUUAAGCGGUAAUGGUCUAAUUAUGUACGUAAUUACUGAUGAGAGACAAAGUUUACUCGUACUGAAACUUUUCUCUGCCUGAUCUGUAUCAUUCCUUGUGUAAAAAAGUUAACCCGUCAAAGCUCCGAGCCCGUUGAUUGCUUGUUUUCACGCGAUGAUUUUAUAUUGUUCUGUUAUUCAAACAUGGUGCACCGAUAAAAGCAAAACUGUGAUUGGAGGAGUCACCAUACCGCAAACGUGGCGCGAACACCUUCCAGAAAAUGGGAGCUGAAUUCUAAUUGGCUAAUCGCGGGAAAGGAAUGUGGUUCAAUUUUCAGCAGCCGUUAGUGUGGAGGAGAGUUGCGUGACGACACACUAAAAACGGUUGUGUAGCAGACUAAUAAUCUCCGAGAGAAGUAAAAAAUUCUUUAUGUUUGAAAUCGACUAAAACGAAAAUAUAUUUCAAACCUUAAAUUUUCAAAAGCCUUGAUAGAUUAUUUAAUGAAAACGUUAUAAAUGACUCAAAUUAUUCUUAAGUUGCGUCAGAAUGUUGCCUAAUAUCAUAUUUUGAUGCUAGAAAAUUUUGAUGUAUUUUCGUUCUUGCGAUCUUGAAAACUAAUUCAUUUUCUCACCACCUGUCUAAGUGCAACUUCAUUCAAAAUUUGGACUUUUAGCGCUUUUUUGUAUAUCUCUGAAACGACUCGAGCCAAUUUUUAUAAAAUCUCUUCACAUAAUCUUCAUAAUGUAUAUAAUAAGGUCUGAAACUUUCAUUAAGAUUGAUUCACUGCAACACCUUGAAAUUUCAAGACAAACCUAUUCUACUUCCCGGUCAAAAUUCUGCGUUACAACAUUCACUGUUUUGACGUUAUGCUAAUUUUCCCAAAAUAAUGCGCACUAUACAUACCUCCAUGACUAGUACAUUUUAGUUUGAAUUUAUCGCAUCUUUUGAAUCUAAAACAUUGACAAUACUCACACUGAACUGUCUAGAUCUGGUCUAAAUCGCGCAAAACUAGGCGUUUAUCAGUUUCAUAGUUUUUUGUUUAUUGUUGUCGUAAUAAUAUCGAUCUUACUAAAACCCACAUUUUGACAGAUUUCAAUCGAUAGUCAAUCAUUGGUGAAAAUUUAUAGCGAUCAGACAUGGAUAAAAUUACUUUUAAAUCGAUUGAAAAGUAUCGGUAUGGCCUCUGAAAAACUGUAUCGAAAUACCCUAAGUCAUUCAAUUUUAACGAUUUCACGAACUGAGACUUCGGCGAAUUAAGGUAUUCAAAACUUUUAAGACGACAAUGGAACAUUUAUGUGAUAAAACGGGAGCCGCCCAUGGUCAAAAUAAUAAACGUCAUUAGCUUCAUUAAAUCAAAAUAAUACAACGUUCUGUAUCUUAAUUUUGGACGAAACAAACGAAACUCAAUGCUGUCCUCACUCGUAUUGUGCACGAGACAUCCGAUACACGUCAUAGUCAACCGUCAAAUAGCAUAUUGUGUGUGAAACUGACUGUCGUAUAGACUGACCUUGAAUUUUGAACAGCAUUAUUGUUGUAACUUUAAGGUUGCCGUGCGGUCAUGUCGUAAAUGUAUGCGCGCGCAAGUCAUAUGGUAGAGACUGUAUCUGAACAUUCUCGUCCCCAGAGCGUGUCGUUUCUUGGUCACGUGGUCGGGAAACGAGGGGCUCUGGAAGCAGCCGUUACCGGAUGCCAGAAAGUUUCUGACAUCCGGUCGCACAUGUGCAAAAGUUGCAAAUAUCACUGCUCAUGUUCAUAACGGAUUUUUAUCCCUCACCGCUCCACUGGGGGAAAAUUUUACUUCCUGAGCUCUUUCCAGAUAGCGGCUUCUUUGGGAUGUUUUGAAAAUGCACCACUUCACUCAACUUGGAUUCACCGAUAAUUUGGAGUUAAAAGAAGAAGACGGUCACAGAAACCGGCUGAACACACUGUUGGUUUGCAGAACUGAGACAAUUAACCGGCAGACUAUCGUCUGAGUUAUAUGAGUUUUUUUUUUCAAUACGUUUGGCGAACAAACACUGGGAAAGUAAUAUCGCGAAGAUCGAUAUAAUGCAGGAAAAAGUCAAUCUAAAAAGGUAUCUUGUUCCAUGUCCUGCAACUGCUAUCUUACUUAUGAACACUUUUUGAAACGAAACCAUUCAUGUGUUGUGUUAGGAGAGUAAAAUAUAUAUUUCAUUUCACUCGAUCGAGCUGGUUGUGUUUUUUCCUAUGUUUAUUUCCUUUUGUGGUGUCGCAUGUCGUGGUUUUAAUUUUGCCCAUGAGCUUUAGCGUACAACACGUGUUAGACAACCGAAGGAUUUACGUCGAAACAAAUCAAUAUUAAUCAUUUUACCGACCCAGGGUAAAAAACAUAUAUGACAAGGUUUGUCCAGGAGAAGUGACAGUCUAAUACACCUCCAUGGGCUUCCAUGCAUGGCAACUUUAUACAGUACUGAGUGAAUCAAAUUCCAGUUCAGUUUUCUCUGUAUAUCAACCCUAACUGAAACUUGAACCCGAGUUUCCUAACCCUAAUCAUAAAACUUCUGUGUCAUUUGGUGUUUCUGGGGGCCAUUCGGUGUUCUGCUAAAAGGGUUUAUCCUCCUAAAGAUUUCAGGUAUCAUCUCCUAACUAAAAAUCAUCAUCAGUAACUCAAAGAGAGAGUUUUCAAUAAUUUUGAUGUCAGACUCAGAAAAUCAUUAAUACCUGAAAAAUGUUGAUUGUGUAGUGACCAUCACCAUAAUGUUCAGUAGACAUGCAUGACCAAACCUCAAAACCACAAAGUGAUUACCACUGCUGUUUGAGGUUUUGUUUUCUCACCCAAUAUUAGCUUUUUCUUUGCAACGCCAUAGCAUCCUUAAUAUUUGUGGUAUUCAUGGUUUUGUAACUUUCACACUAUAGGUGACCUCUUGUCACCUCUUUUGUAGGGGUAUAGACAGUUAUAUGCACUUUUGAUUACCGGUUACUAAUAAAAAGUGUUCCCAGGACACUAGUUUAGUAGGAAGAGAUGGUAAUUAUGCAAAUGCAUCCAGAGAGAAACCUGUUUAAGUACCACUUAUGAGCUCAUUGGUUACACAUCUUUGGAAGGGGUUUUAAGGGUAUUUGUUUUCUUAGGGGAGGGCUUAUAACCAGGGGGGCAUUUUUUAUUGCUUACUGGUAAAUGGGCCUAUAACUGGCGGAUUUGUAUGUGGGGGUAGGAGGCUUAGAGAAGUAGUUUAUGGUAACCUGUUCCAGACAUUCAGGCAUUGGGGAAUGCACAAAGAGAAUAAAACAAGAAAAAACCCUGCAUUUUUUAUUGCUCUACUUUUCACCAUCUGUUUAUCAUAAGCUCUAUAGCUCGUCCUUUGUUAUCUGGAACAGUGAAAUGUAGACUAAUAUACACACUGUAUAUAGACUCUAUGGUUUAAGAGAUCCCCCCCCCUCCUCCUAAGAAGUACACUUUGAGUAACACACAACCCGAAAGCAUUUUCUUAGGUAGCUUCUCUCAUCAUGUUUUGAGAGUGGAGUGCAAGACCUGGUUUGAAAUUGGGGAUAGAAUUUUGGAUCAGGCCCGAAAUAGGAUAGUGAAAAUCACAUAGGUUAGUCAAAAUUUGGCAAGGCAAGAACCAUACUGCAGGGCCAACCUGAACUGCUUUUUGGGGGGGUAGUGCCCCACCCCCAAUCUGUACCCUCUGCAGUUGUAUUGAAACUGAAUGUGGUGCUUUAUAGGGUUAAAAUACAAUAUCUCCUCACAGCUUUUGCUAAUGUAUAAUUGUUUAGUUCCCAUAAAAUUCAUUAUUUUGUGUUAUAACAUGAGGGUUUCCAACUAAGAAAAAUUUUUACCGGGAAUGAAUCAAUGACGAGUGGAAGCAAGUUUUAAUUUGGCCCAUCAUUAUUUGUCAAUAACCAAGUAAACUAAGAUGCCCUGUGCCUCAGUAAGCCAAUGCUGUGUGCAAAGCUCAAGGAGGGGUGGAGAGCAGGUGUGGUUAGGAUUAGCGAGUAAACUAUUGAUAUUACUAUUGCUCAAGCUAUUAUGUUACCCACCCUAUUAAAGGUGACAUACUGCAAAAACCACAUGUUAUCAUCAACAACCACUUGCCCCAGUAUGGUGCAAAGUAGACUCCCUUAGGAUGUUCUUCAUUUAUUAUUUUAUUUAUCAGCACCUCAGUUGUCCAUAACAUUGUCAAUAAAUCUAGACCGGUUUUGUUUUUCAAACAGUUAAGUUUUCUCUUAAACCAAAAUGUUGAGAGCCUUGUGCUACCUUAUGUAGUGAUCAGAUAUAUAACAUAAUUAUUUAUCAAAAAAAAAUUGUGCAAAUCAUAGCUCCUUCUUUGCUGUUCAUCAGAAAUAAUCAAUCCCAGAGCCCCUUGUUCAUCUCUCCCUGAAUGCUACGUGACUGGAAGCCAAGCAAGGACAGUUAGGAUGAGAAUAUUUUCUUGCAAAACAUUUGUAACAAGUCGGCCACAGAGCCUUUUAGAGCCGAAUUAUCUAAACAUGAUUUAAGCAUUAAUUAAGUGGAAGAAAACGUAAAUUGGAAAGAGUACUUGCUCUAUCAUCUUUACACAAUUAAAAAAUUGCCUUUUCCACGCAGCCCAAAAUGAUUCAUAAGCAAUUCAGUUCUGGCUUUAUGCACUGCCAUCAGUGGUCUAAUGAAAUAAAGGCAUAUAACAAAAUAUUAAUAUCUUGACCUUAGUAUAGCAAAGGAGAUGUUCUUUCAGCAGAAAAUACAAUAAAUCAAAAGCACACUGCAAUAAACUUAACGUACAUAUCAUUUCUGUAAUGUAGUCGGAGCUUGAUUUCCUUUCCCACUGUAGCACCGAAGAAUAUCCAGAGGAAUUAGAAAAACUGAUUAGGCUAAUUAAUAACCCCAUACAAGUACAGUAUCAAUCGCUUCAUUUUUACCGAGCAAGGAGCAACAGGAAGAGCUAACUAACCAUUACUCCUCCUUUCAGUUUCCCAGGAGAUAUCAAUGUGACGGUCGAGACAGGGGCAAAGUUUAGCGCACAACGAAGGCAAUAAUUUCUUUGUCAAGGCUCGUUAUAAUUAUCUUCGUAGAAACUUCUCAAACUUUACCUGCAAUUCUCUUCUUCACUGCUACUGCAUGUAAACAAAACAGGAUUGUCGCAAUCAACGAAACUCAGACACGGAUCUUAUGUUUGUAGGUCGAGAGGGCACGAGUAAAAUGUUAUGCGCAGUAGAUUAUAUUUUUAAUUUUAUUUGCGCAUUCAAUUGACUUCAGACAAUGAAAAAAAUCGUAUUUUCCAUUGCGUCCAGAGCCACUGGUCGGUUACAAAUUAAGCCGAAUGUCUCUGGGGACGAGAAUGAUAUCUGAACGCCAUCUUGAAUUAUACGUUCUUUUUAUCAUUGAAGUUCUGUUUCUUGUUUUUUCGCUUGCCUUAGUUUCUUUUCUCAACUGACACUAGCAGACUGUGUCAAGGCCCGCACGACAGCACUCACCAAAUUGGCAGAAUUUCAUAUUGUACCCACUUUUAUACCACUACAUGGGAAAUUUCUGCAAUCUGAUUGGCUUAGAGCAGCAGUAUUUCAGUUUAAUUUGAAAUACCUACAUGUAAAAAUUAGAACCCUUUUGCGGGUAGUAGUAUAAACAGUAUAGUAUGAUUUGUGCGUGAUAUUUGGCAUAAAUACCACUCGUGAUAUUUCAAAAUUGUUCCAAAAUUAAUAACAAUUUAAAUAACAAUUUCGAAAUAUCACGAAUGGUAUUUAUGCCAAAUAGCACUACAAAUCAAGCUAUUACCUAUACUAAUUUAGCGACGAUUUAACUUUAGUGACACUUAAUUUUGGUGUCGCCAAAAUUACAUGUAAUAAGGUAGGUUGCUGUGAAAACAAAUUAUUUAAAAUUUAGAUUGUGUGCCUUUUUCAAGCGCUAGUUGUUCUACGCAGUUUCAUGUAAAUAACAAAAAGAGCUUCGUAAUUAUUGGAGGAUGUAUAUUUCAUGAUGCAAAUGCUUUGAGUGCACGAAGUAAAUCUUUAGAAAUGUAAGUUUUCAAAGUAUAAUUACCAAGUAAAAAAUAAAAUCUCGGAAGGAUUGAGAAUGUUGAUGACAAAGCACGUAAAUUAGCUAUAAUUGUUGGCUUUCAUAUAACGUCACCAAAAUUCAAACUAAGGAAUUCUCAAAUCUUCCUGAGUUCAUACUUUAUAUUUAAGAACAGCUCAAAGCCAAUCUUUAUACAAAUUUUCACGAGAAAGAGGCUCAUCGUUCUGUGAUUGAGUAUACGCAUGAAUUUCCAAGCUUUCACGUGACGAGGCAUUUACAAAGCGGACGAGAGAGCCGUCAGAACAGUUUCUUGUACAAGAAAAAGAAUUACUUUCAUAUCUAUGGGCAUCAAUUUGGAAACAUUAGCAUAACGUCAAAACAGUAACGCGGAUUUUAUCGGCCGAUUCGUAGGCAAGGUUCGUCUUGAAAUUUCAAGGUGUUACAGUAAAUCAAUCUUAAUGAAAGUGUCAGGCUUAAGCAAUAGAAAACGUUUUCAGUGUUUGCAUAGCCUGAUAUAAACGCGAGAGGGGUUGGGAGAAUUCGAGACAGUGUUAUGCAAACCAAACUGUCGAGAAUUCUCUUAACCGCUCGAGUGUUCAGGCUGUGCAAACACAGGAAAAAAGUUUUCUAUUGCUUUUAUAAAAUAACUUUCCCGAGAAAAACGCAAAACUCUCUCUUAUGGCCCUGACUAAAAGAGAAAUUGUUACCAGUCACAAAAUCUUGUACACGAAGUCUGCCUCGCAUAAUCAGUUCUUGUUUUACAAAAAGAUGCUUUCCAAAAUACGGAUUUUUCUCACUUAAAAUGUCAGCUUAAGCGAAAAAAAAAUUGACACAGCUUGUUUGUAAAGAUUUUCCAAGUUUCAGCCCACGAAGGAAUGGGUAAAUAAAGUAAACUUGUCGAGUUUUGAACUCAAAAACUUUUUCAAAGUUGUGCUUGCGUGAUUAGCACACGACAAGCAAAACAUCUUGACGUCACAACCAUGUUCACAUACUCUCAUGCAAACACUCCUCUCGGCCAAUCAGAGCGCGCGUACUAUCUUAGUUAUUUUAUAAAUAAUUAUAUACAUCAUGAAUAAGGUUAUGUGAUGAGAAUUAAAAAGAACUCUGUCGAGCCGUUCUAGAGAUACUCAUAAAAGCGCUAAAAAUCAAAAUUUAGAGUAAAGUUGCUCCUAGACAGGUGGUGUGAAAACAGGUUAGUUUUCAGGAUUGCAAGAAAAAAAGUACACCAAACUUUCCUUGCAUCGAAGUAUGAGGUUAAGCUGCCUUUUGACGCUACUUAGGUAGGUUUAAUGUGAGUUAUUUAGAACCCUUUUAUUAAACAUUUUAUCACGACUAUUGAAAAUAUAAGGUUUGAAAUACAUUUACGUUUUGUUUGAAUUCAAACAUACAGAAUUUUUUACUUCUUACGGAGUUUAUUGGCUUAACACCACACUUUCGCGCAAAAUUCGGAUAUAAUUCAAUUUCAAAGUUUUUUGUUUAUUGUUGUCAUAGUGAUAUCGAUUUUACUAAAAACUACAUUUUAACAAACUUCUAUUCAAAGUCAGUCACUGCUGAAGAUUUUGUAGCGAUCUGCCAAGGACAAAAAUUACUUUUAAAACGAUUGAAAAACAUCAGUAUGGUCCCCGAAAAUCUGUAUCGAAACAUCUUAAUGAACGUUACCAAAUUGUAUAAUUAAUUAUAAGCAUAAUUUUAAGGUUUAGUAUGUCAAGUAACCUGUAAGUAUUAACACUGGAGCGCUACUUUUAGCCUUGGCAAAAUUUAUAUCUUAUACUCAUUUUGUCUGGUCCCAAAUUUUCCAGAUAGACUCUGUUUUGGGUCCUCUGCAGUUGUCCCUCUACAAGAUGCUCAAAGAUGUGGGUCGAUUUCUGUUUAUUUACCUCUUGCUUUAUCUGUCGUUCGCGACCGGCGUUGUGAAGGUGUAUUCCUUCUAUGUCACCUCACAGAUAGAAUUACAGAAGCAGAACAUGACAAGCGACCCACAGGACUCCCAUCCAUAUGACAAGUAUGUACACAUUUAAACCUUGUGUAUGUUGACCGCUUAUUAAGCGAGCUUUUUAAAAGGCGUGAAGUUGUUGUUACAAUUAAGUAUAGGUAUUUAAGGAAACCGGAGAGUCUCAAAGACAAUUCAUUAAUACGUACACUGUUCUUUCUCAAAUCAUAAAUGUGUCAGUUUUUCCAAAGGUAUAUUAUAGCCGUCAGGUGAUAGCAUGUCGUAAUUCACAGUGCUACGGUAGACGCGACUUAAUAAGCAACUUUUUGAGUGUUUUCACUGCCAUAUAGUCCACAGAAUAACGGCUUUAUGUAAGCUUAGAAUGUCGGGAUUGACGGUGCGAUAAUAUCCACGGUGUUUCAUUUCUUUAUACAGUGAAACCUCUAUUUAGCGGACCCCCAAUUAAGCGGACACCCUCUAUUAAGCGGACACUAAGCCGGGUCACGAAAUUAACGUCUUAUAUUUCCCUUUAUAAACGAACCCCUAUUUAGUGGACACUUCUAUUAAGCGGAGGCGGACACUAAAACAGAUUGUAUUUGGCAAAUUUCUGUUGUUUAAAACCUCUAUUAAGCGGACACCGGACUGAAUUGACAAUAGUAUUAUUGGAUUACGUCCUUGAAAUACGUACUGUAGUCGAUUAAUAAAGAUAAAUCAAUACAUUUAGCUGUCAAUAAACUGAGUAGGCCGAUAUCCCACCGUAUGAUUGUCAUCCGCGAUCAAAUUUCACUUAAAAGUCUUGCACAAAGUCCAGCGCCUUCUUAACAACAUGGAACUUUAUCACAGUACAAGGUAACCGUUAUAUGUUAAUCGUUAACAAACAUUGCGCAAUUUUUGCAAACCUCUAUUAAAAGGACACCCACUAUUAAGCGGACACUUGGGCAGGUCCCGUAGGGGUCCGCUUAAUAAAGGUUUCACUGUAUUCUGUUUCAACAUACGUGUAUGUUUAAUUAUGAUAAAUAACAGGCCAGGAGCCGUUUGGUAAGGACACCUCUCAUUAAUACGGAUACCCUCCCAUUAGUGCAUGCCCGUAUCAACGGGAUUUGACGUUUCCAUUUUUCUUUUCAUUCCCAGCCAUCCCAAUUCCCUAUUGGCCUUGUUUUGGUUGUUGCUGGGUCUUGUUGAAGAAGGUGAUAUCGCUGUCAAGGAUCCCAGCUUUCGUCUUACGUCUGCCUUUGGUCGUCUGUUUUUGAUGGCGUAUGUGAUCUGUACUGUGAUUGUAGCCUUGAACAUGCUGAUUGCCAUGAUGAACAACUCAUUCGAGAAGAUCAUGGUGAGAGAGUAGUUGUUUUGUUCAACCCAAACGCUAAAAGAUAAUUCUGUUUAGACAUGUCAUAACCCUAUGCAAAAAAUAAUGGGCCAUUUGCACGAUGACGUCUCUUUAGCUUUUAUGCGUGUUUUGUUUUGCCAAUACAGGUCAUUUGAUAAUAGGCAAAAGAAACUGCUUCUUUCAAAUUUCCUCUUAUUCAUGUGUAUGUGUGCGCAUAAUUUAGGAAGAGACAAAGUUCAGUCCCAUUGAGGUUUAAAUAACAAAAGCCUUAAUUUGUACAAGAAAGCAAUACCCUGAAGGAUUCUGGUAGAAGUAGUAGAAUGGCGCCAUCGUGAAAAUGGAUUAUUAAAGAGCACAGCAGAAACCCGCAUAUGAUUUAAUGGAAAGCUUCAAUCCCACAUACCUGGGAAACCGGGAUACUCCUGGAAAUUCUUGGUGGGGUGUGCCGCCCAGUUCUCCCAAUCCUGGCCCUAUUUCAGAUCAAAAAAUGUCAUUUUCACACCCGUUUAGAGACCUGGUGUCUAAGAAAUUAUAUCAUCAUUACUUAGAUUAGAAUGCCAAAUAAAAAAUUUCUUAAACCACUUACAAUUCGUAUAUUACUUUUUCUUUCUUAUGCACUUGUAAUUGAAACGACAAAUAUGUUCAUACACUGCCGUAGCUCCCUCACUGAAAAGCUAUACCUGAUUCCAGACCAAAAUGGGCAAAAUGUAUACCCCUUUUUAGACCGAAAUGGCGCAAUACCCAUACUCUUUUGGGCGGCACAUACUUAUAUGGCUUAUGUAAGAGAGGUCUUGCCACAUAUGGUUAAAACAAAAAUGAUUUCAUAAACAAAUGAAAUGAUUUCUCAUGGUCGUUCUUCAUUUAUUUGAAAAUCUAGCUAAUUAUUUUAACUAACACACCAAUGGAAAUAGAUAGAUUUGUCAUCGGAAAAUGGUGUGUUUACGUGGAGUUUAGUGAAUGUGUCUCAAAAUCCAGACCCCAAUUCUAGAAACUAGCUGAUACUCAGUGCAGAAGCUUCUGUCAUUAAAAGAAUUACUGAAGCCUUAUAUAUGGAGAGGGAAGGGGAGGUUGGAAAAAACACGAUGCUUCGCAUAUCAUCAUUUCCUUAUGUAGGACAAUGCAGAUGUUGAAUGGAAGUUUUCAAGAGCACGGAUGUGGCUGGAAUGGAUUGACAAAGGAAACACCAUACCGGCGCCUUUAAACCUAAUCUACUACACUCUUUUUGGGUUGUUUAAGUUUUUUGGCUGGUGUUUGAGAAUCUCAGUUAAGAAAUGCCCAUGUUUUAACCAGGUUUGAUUUUUUAAUUCUAUAUUGAUACCCUAUAUAAGCUGGACUACAUAAAUUAAAUACUCUCGGUUAUCGAUGUCCACUAACUAGAUUAAUCCACUCUUAAAAUUAUUGCGCAGGGGAAUUACUCACCUGGUAAAGGCCAAAGGAAAAUUUCGUUGACCCUACUUUAUACUGAUUUUUAACCUCAAAAUGUAAUCAAAACUUCCCGUUCCUAUUGCUUGCUUUUGACAACUUCUGGCCAUCCAUCUACCGUUUCAGGCCUGUCUGAUGGACUGUCCUAUAGCAUCGGCUUUGACCCAAAUUCCCUUCUAUCUUGGCGUCUACCCUGAUUUAGUCACGGUAUCUACCUUUGUACGUCUUAAGGCUAAAAUCUAGCUUGAACGUUUCUUUUAGUCACUACCUGUUGUUACGACCUUUACUGGAUAAAGACUAGACUGCCAGUUACAGUUUCAUUACUUAAUUUUUUUUUUGUCUUUUGUAGAAAGAUGAGGAGGGAAAUGGGCAGGGAGAUCGAGUAAGUGCACCUAUAGAUUGCAUUGUUGUGUUCAAAACAUGAUUUGCUCCAGUUUUCGUCUCGACUAUGAAGCAGUUUAUCUAGUGAAAUAUCUCGAGCAUCUUAAGGCGUGGCUCACUUUUUGUUAUGAACCCCAUCCGUGAGGUUUAAACUGUUUUUCUUUAGAAACCAUACUUUUUAAUUAUAAAAUCGCUAAAAUUUAUUUGGGGAAACUUUAUUUUGAUGCGUUUACUUGACUAGGAUUGAACUGAUGCUUUCACCUGAAUGGUAGCGUUUUGUAAUAUUCAAAAAAAAAAUUGGGUGUGUGGGAGGAAUGUCAAUUAAAAUUAAAACCGAACCAUGUGUAAAUGUUUGAUUUGGUUUACCUUUUAAGUAUUUCCGCGGCCGGACUGGAAAAAAAGAAGUUUUUUUUAAUUAUUAAGAAAAAAUGAAAAAUAAAAAAUGUCACGCGACCUGUUUUGCUUAUUUAUUAAUGAAAUGAAAAAAUAGUCAACCAUUCCAGCUAGAUUCAUACGAGGAACAAUAAUACAAAAACUGAACUUAGUAUCUUCUGUUGGGCAUCACGCCACCGCAAACUUCCCUUUCGUGAACGGUCGCUACCAUGUUUAAGACACUUCAAAAUUUUUUAUCUGUUAUCGAGAGUAGUCCUCUUAAAAAGAAAUACGAUCGCAUCCCAGAGUCGAACCGGGGCCUUUCGUAUUCUAAUCUUUCUCCCUUAAGUGAAUAGCAAGUGAGAUGACCCUAGCACUUUCCAUAGCUUUUGAUGUAAAUUGAACUUGGGCUUCAACGCCGCUCUUUCUAAGACUAUUGAAAAGCGGAUCAUUUGCCUUAUUAUACAAGGAACGUAACACGAGAAUUAAGGCUACCGAUUUUUCCAAGGUUAGCAAAUUUUGGAAAGGUCUGGUAAAUUUUCACAAAGUUAUGGUCAUUUCUUGGUUUUUAUUUCUUUUUGCAAUAAUGCAGUAUUCUGUGCUUGGUCUACAGUAGAAAUUUUAAGCGCUAACAAAGGAACGUUCCUGAGAUAAAUAAACUGCAAAAGCACCUGUUAACGUAGGUCACAGAAAGCAUGGGCGGUCAAGUAACCCCGAGCGAGGGCCUUACAGGCGACUGAGGCCGGCGCAAUUCGCGCAAAAAUCUCAUCUCUGCGCUUAAUUCGCGCCUUGAAAAAACUGACGUUGAGAAAACUGGACUGUUUUUCAGUCUGUGAUUGAAAGCUCUUAAGAAAUCUCAGAAUCGUCUACAGUACCAAUUUAUAGGUUGCAACUUGCUAUUCGGAUCCUUUGAAUUUAACUGCAGUGUCUUCAUGAUUGUUAUGCUUACCACCGAUUGUUAGCUUAAUUGGUUGGAUAAAAGACCUAGGUGUGGAGGGCCCGGGGGCUUGAUUCCCAAAAAGACGAACACUCAGAAUCAACCUAUCUGAGGAGCACGUGCAGCAUACUCACUGCGCUCUGAAAUGUAUUAAAACAAGUCAGUUUUGCUCUUAUAUUCGACUUAACUUUAUGCAGAAAGAUGAGACUGCACACAAGAGAGCAAGCAAUGUUUGAUGCAUGCAGUUUUUUUCAUCACGAUUCCAAUACGAUUAUGUUCAGUAACUCCCCUCUUCCGACAAACCAUAUGUAGCAAGUUGAAAAUCGCCCUUACACUGGCCUAAGCUAAGUGGUAGAUAUUCAAUUAUAUUUAACAGAAUACUCACAAAUGGUGGUUAUUAGAUUUUAUUACAGCUAAUCGUUAGAAAUUGGAAAUAGCAACUAUAUAAUUGAUUUAAAGUAUGAGGAAUUUAUAUUAGAGUGACCGACUGCUAAUUCAUAUAAUUUUUAGGCAGACCAUAUACAGAAACGAAAUGAGACAAUGACAGAUUUGAUCCUGAAAUACCUGAAUAAACACUAUUUGGAAAACAACGAAGAAGAAAGAGCUGACAGGUACCAUGAUGAAACAAAGGACGUCACAGAUGAAGCAACCAGACUCGACAAAUCACCAAAAAAUAUACAAGAAAACAUCAGUCUAUUGAAAGAAAUGGUGGAUCGCCACGCGAAAGAACUGACUGAGCUUAAUAAGAGGCUUGGCAGCUUGGCUAAGUGA
Molecule: messenger RNA, 24704 nt
Organism: Porites lobata
Lineage: Eukaryota; Metazoa; Cnidaria; Anthozoa; Scleractinia; Poritidae
Source: the annotation of a GenBank genome assembly